AUGGUCGAUCAUAGUCGGAUGACCGUAGAGCAAAGGGACAGCGUAGCUGUCGUAAUCCUUACUUUUGUCGUCGUAUCUCUUAUAGGAUACACUCUUACCGUCCCCUGUCUAUGCUAUGCCGUACAGAAACACUCAGCAUCAGCUUUGGUACCUUAUCUUGUUUGGAGAAUGCUAUUUUCAGUAAUUAUACUCAUGGUCGUCAUAUGGCAGAGCACCACUUCACCUAAAAAACCGCUACUAUUUCGCUCAGCUUUUUAUGGCCGGCAAUUUCCUGUGGCUAUGACAGAGCAGGAAACUCGCAAAAUUACCACUAUCGUGCGUGCGAACAUUCUGUGUUCUGUAACAGCUCCUUGGAUAGCUCCAGAUCAGCCCAACUUUCUAGUAAUUGUAGCGCCUUUUUUAGCAAAAAUUGUAGCGUUGAGAAGCUGCGAUCGUAAGGAUAACUUUUAA
This is a messenger RNA of Strongylus vulgaris, 450 nucleotides long. NCBI's taxonomy places the organism in Eukaryota, Metazoa, Nematoda, Chromadorea, Rhabditida, Strongylidae. The record is from the annotation of a GenBank genome assembly.